AUGCUUCUUGUUUCUAUACAUGAAGGAAAGCCCUCAGUCACUAAGAAGCGAGCAAACCUUUUCUUUCCUCCCGGCAUUCAAGAUGAUUUUCCACUUACCAUGCAGAUUUCUUACACUUUAGAUCUUCUGAACACAUCUUUGGCAUCCAAUUGGCUUUUGCUGGUUCAGCCCUUGGCCCUUCUACAUCCAUCCGAGGAGCACGAGGGUGCCUCUAUGAAAAGCUUGGACUCUGGUCCUUAUGUUAAACUUGAAAAUGGAUCUACCAUUGAAGCAAAUUUGAGGAUGGAAAGUAAAAGGGUGCAAUUGUAUGACUACAGAUGUUCCAGCAUUGUAGAGGGUGUUAUGUAUGAGUUUCAAAAAGGGGUUAAAAGUUUCAAAAUUGAUGAUGGCCAAAAUACUGGUUAUGAAGGAGAAAAGAUUUCACUAGAAAAAGCUGCAUAACCAGAAGUUAUAAUGGCUGAAAAGACUUCAGAGCAACUCACUUUAUUUGCAUCUUAUCAAGCAAAAAUCGAGGCACAUAAGCAGUUAGAGAUGUAAAAGUCAGUUAAAAAGGCCUUAGAGGAA
Messenger RNA from Lactuca virosa, 564 nucleotides. The record is from the annotation of a GenBank genome assembly. NCBI's taxonomy places the organism in Eukaryota, Viridiplantae, Streptophyta, Magnoliopsida, Asterales, Asteraceae.